Gopherus flavomarginatus (Mexican gopher tortoise) is the source of this 2512-nucleotide messenger RNA. RefSeq names its product pinin, desmosome associated protein (gene PNN). Lineage: Eukaryota; Metazoa; Chordata; Testudines; Testudinidae. The transcript has 9 exons. Bases 55 to 2133 code for a protein of 692 amino acids. Gene Ontology annotation, cellular component: catalytic step 2 spliceosome. The record is from RefSeq and is a predicted model, not a curated record.
GUUACCCAGCGGUGCUUUGCGCUAGGCCCCUGACUAGGCCGCGCUGCUGGCGGCAUGGCGGUGGCGGUGCGCGCGCUGCAGGAGCAGCUGGAAAAGGCCAAGGAGAGCCUCAAGCACGUGGAUGAGAAUAUCCGCAAACUCACGGGCCGGGACCCCAACGAUGUGAGGCCCGCUCAAGGUAGAUUAUUGACCAUCACAGGCCCGGGUGGAGGUAGAGGGCGUGGUAGCAUAUUGCUAAGGCGUGGAUUCUCGGAUAGUGGAGGACCCCCAGCCAAACAGAGGGAUCUUGAAGGGGCAACCAGUAGGCUGGGUGGGGAACGUCGGACAAGGAGAGAAUCACGCCAUGAAAGCGACGCCGAGGAUGAAGAUGUUAAAAAGCCGGCGUUGCAAUCUUCUGUUGUUGCUACCUCCAAAGAGCGAACACGUCGAGACCUAAUUCAGGAUCAAACUAUGGAUGAGAAGGGAAAACAAAGGAAUCGACGUAUAUUUGGCUUGUUGAUGGGCACUCUUCAGAAAUUUAAACAAGAGUCCACAGUUGCUACUGAAAGGCAAAAGAGACGUCAAGAAAUUGAACAAAAGCUUGAAGUGCAGGCAGAGGAGGAGAGAAAGCAGGUUGAAAAUGAGAGGCGAGAAUUGUUUGAAGAAAGGCGCGCUAAACAGACAGAACUGCGUCUAUUGGAACAAAAGGUUGAACUUGCUCAACUGCAAGAAGAAUGGAAUGAACAUAAUGCCAAAAUAAUUAAAUAUAUAAGAACCAGGACACGGCCCCAUCUCUUCUACAUACCAGGCAGGAUGUGUCCCGCUACGCAAAAGCUAAUAGAUGAUUCGCAAAAAAAAAUGAAUGCAAUAUUCGAAAAUAGACGCAAUGAGUUUGCAGAACAAAUUAACAAAAUGGAGGCCAGGCCCAGAAGACAGUCUGUAAAGGAAAAAGAACAGCAGGAGGUGCACAAUGAAGAAAAGAAAGAAGAACAGAACAAGGAGCAGGAAGAGGGUAAGGUGGCUCAGCAGGUGGAAGAGAUGGAGACAGGUAACCAGAACAAUGAUGUAGAAAUGGAGGAGGUAGGGGAGGAAAAGGUGAAAAUAGGGGCAGGUCAUAGUGAUGCAGAGAAAGAACAGGAGGAGGAGGAGCAGAAACAUGAAAUGGAGGAUAAGGUAGAAGAGAGGGCUGAGGUGAAGGAGAAUGACAGGCAGCAGGAUAGUCAGCAUGAAGAGGUCUUGGUUGUAAGAGAGGAAGGUGAGAGUUCUCAGCCAGUGGAUAACGAGCAGGAUAUAGUGGAGAUGAAUGAGGCUGAUAGUGUAGAACCAUUAGAAAGUGAAAAUAGCAAGGAAGUGGAACCAGAAGCUGAGUGUGAUGCUCAGCCAGCAAAAGAGCUUAACACUGAUUCUCCUGAAAAGGAGAAAGCUAACAAACCAGAAAUUGAAGCUGAACCUGAAGAGAAACAGGAAAAGGAGCCUGAAGCCCAGCCAGAGCCUGAGGCAGAGAUACAGCCCCAGCCAGAGUCUGUGCCAUUGCCACAGCCUCCGCCAUUGUCUCGGUCCAUUCAAGAUCAAGAGCCUCAGGCAGACCAGGAGGAAGUCGCUGUGGUGUCUGUAAAGCUGGGUGAGUUGCAGUCGGAUCAGAUCCAGGCAACAAGUGUAGAAAUUAAGAGUAAAACUAGGAGUAGAAGCAGGGGUAGGACAAGGAACAAGACUAGCAAGAGUCGGAGUCGUAGCAGCAGCACUAGUACUAGUAGUACUAGCUCAACCAGCAGUAGUAGUGGCAGCAGUUCCAGCAGUGGCAGCAGCAGUAGUCGGAGUAGUUCCAGCAGCAGCAGUAGCACUAGUGGAAGUAGUAGCAGAGACAGUAGCAGCAGUAGCUCUAGCAGCAGCGAGAGCAGAAGUCGAAGCAGAGGACGGGGUCAUAAUAGGGAUAGAAAGCGCAGGAGGAGCUUGGAUAGGAAGCGAAGGGAUGCUUCAGGACUAGACAGAAGUCACAAGUCUUCAAAAGGUAGUAGCAGAGAUACAAAAGGAUCAAAGGAUAAAAGUUCACGGUCUGACAGAAAGAGGUCUGUGUCAGAAAAUAGUCGGUCAGGCAAAAGAACUUCACGGAGUGAAAGAGACCGUAAAUCAGACAGGAAAGACAAAAGGCGUUAACAGAAGAGACUAAACUUCCUUAGCCUAAUCUUUGCAGCAGAAGAUUACUUGAUGAGUAAAAGGAUUCCUUAUGAGGAGGAGGAGAAGGCUGCCUUAACAAAUGCAUGCUGUAAAAAGUCUUUUGGAAAAAUGCAGACUGUUUACCAGGCAUCUUGUAGUUUUUACAUAAUUUUGUAAAAGGUUACUUAUCAAAAUUAUGUCAAGUUCCAGAAAACUGUACAAAUAAAAGAAUUAACCCCCCUUUGCAUCUUUUUUAAAUAUCCUGUACUCAUUAAGAAUCUCUGUACAUUUUAAUAGGUAGAUCUUUAAAUUGGUGUGAUCCCUUCUACUUCUGUAUCAUACAUUUUUUUUGUAGAAAUAAAUGUGCAUUUUAAAUAAA